Messenger RNA from Porites evermanni, 2034 nucleotides. The record is from the annotation of a GenBank genome assembly. NCBI's taxonomy places the organism in Eukaryota, Metazoa, Cnidaria, Anthozoa, Scleractinia, Poritidae.
UACGCAAGCCUUCUUGCACAUCAGUGUCUUCAAGAUCACCAGAGAGUAUCCAGCACUAUGAACGUCAAGAUAUCUUUGCUGUUCUUCGUCGCGGUGGCUGUAUAUGCCAAGGCCGAGUUAGAGCAACAGUACCACCCACAAGCCGUGCUACACUAUCUCGAAAUGGAAGAUAAGAAAAUGGCAGAGAAGGUUCGAAGCAUCGUCAAGCUACCAGAUGAAGACCCUGCUAGGCCAUCGUUUAGGCCCAGCGGCUUCCCAACAGGAAUACCACCAAAAGUCGUAAGUGGUACCUUUACAACUGCAUAAUGAAAAAUAGCGAAGCUCCAACAAACAAUGUUUUUAGCUAUGCGUCGGCAAAUUAGAGAGAUCAGAGACCCUUAUAAGCCUCGAGGUUUCGCCAUUUUACUGCAAACGACAAACUGCGGUUUGCGGUUAACGGUUUGACGUUACCCCGUCUGCCCAUAUUUGGGACUUAAGAUUCGCGGGUGGUAGCUCGCGACUUCCAUGUUUGUUUUCAUUCAUCCACUUACUUCUAUUUUAACUGAGAAAUUGUCUUCAAAAUUAUGUUUUUUUGAAAUAGAAUUUGCUAAUCAAUAAGAAUAAGGGUUCUAAAAAGUUGUAGUUCUUCUCAAACCGUGGGAUUGUGAUGUUUUAGGGUGCAAAAAACCUUGUGGUAAAUCACUUACCCCUAGACCGUUUAGCCGUACAAACGUAAACCUCAAACCGCCAACCUGACUGCAAGGCCCUGAUCACGUGACUUCUCGACGUUCGCCGUUCGCGGCAAAAGCCGAAAAACCUUAAUCUUGAGGACUCUAUUAAAAGUCAUUUUUACACCAAUCUCAAAAGGUUAAAAAGGUAGUUUCAAGCCAGUUUCAUCCAUAAAAAUUGUUCUGUACAAGUUUCAUUUGUUUAUUCUCUAUUCUGAGAAAUACUAUACUUGAAUCUGACGUUUGCCGUUUGUCGUAGACUCCUAAUUUAGCCGUGGACAAGACGGGGCUAAAUCUUUGUACCGUGGUAAUAUGAUAUUAUUGCCGUUUGCCGUUAACGUGAUUCUUUGCCCCUCUAUUUCCUCUGUUGCUGUUAGUAACAAACAUUUAAUGGGCAAAACAACAACACAGCUACAAAAAUCAAUUUUAAUUUUGUGAGUGACAAUCUCUUAGAAUUCAGAACACCGUGUUUGAAAAUUUUCUUUCAGAAAGUUUGCAUCGUUGCAGCUGUGAUAUGCCACAAAAAAGCUGGCGAUGACGCCUGUGCCCAUCUGCAAUGCAUAAAGACGACUGGCUUGUGUCUGAAAAGAGCGGGCGUUGGAAUAAAAGACUUGCCUCCAAAUGUGGUAAGCUGGUUAGCCUGCGCAACUGCUGGGAAUUGCGUGGUCGGGAAUGCGGACUCGUCAUUUACGGGAUUCACAGAAUUAAGCAUUCUCAAAGGCUUAUCCCCUCCCGUCGAAAGGCAGACUGACCGUUUACGAAAGAAAGAGUGUGGGAAAAGUUGAUUUUAAUUUUAGCUUAUUUAUAAUCGAUAUUACUGACAGCGGCUCUCUUUAUCUUUUCUAAGAGAAGUUUCAAUCGAAAAUGACAUUCAGGUGUGUGUUUAUAUAACCAAAACUAAGAAAGACAAUUUAUCUUUAAUCGCUUUAUAAAUGGUCCAUGCUCACUUGCUUGACACUUUGACUGUUAAAUGUUCUAAUAUUACCCGCAAAACGGAAAAGCUUCCACCCAAAGUAAACCCAAUUGGAUAGGGCGUUUAUGAUAUCCAUAUCAGAGUGUUAAAAGCUUUUGCAAAGUCGUUCAGGUACGCAGAACACUGCAAGUUGAACAUAACUUGUGUUUAGGGUCAUGCCACGUAAUAUAAAGCUUUUUAUUGUUGUUUGAUUAUUUAGAUAUUUAUUAUUUUCAUUUCCAUUCCCUCCCAUUCAAGAGAAAAUGUCUGCCGAUAAUCCCGUGUUGCCUGCUGGUUAGCGAGAGCUGUGAAGAGAAGCUGUGCUGUUUUGUGAGAUUUGGAGAGUGCGCGAAAAAGCUUGGCGACAAGUCCUGA